This is a messenger RNA of Uranotaenia lowii, 886 nucleotides long. RefSeq lists its product as uncharacterized. Lineage: Eukaryota; Metazoa; Arthropoda; Insecta; Diptera; Culicidae. The record is from RefSeq and is a predicted model, not a curated record. Bases 108 to 788 code for a protein of 226 amino acids. The transcript has a single exon.
UGUAUACAUGUACGAAAACAACAUUUUGUUUUGAAGUAAAACACGUGAACUUAACAACUGAACGAGAAAUUACUUAGCUUACAAGAAUUUGUAUCAUUUAUUAAAAUAUGAGUUCGAAGCGUGGUGACCACGGUAAGCGAACUAGGGCUCAAAAGCACCAGAAUACCUUUGCCUUCAAAAAUGACUUGCAUGACAAGCAUACUCCUUUGAUCAAACUGAUCAAUAAUUUGAACGUAUGUGAAGUUUGCGAACGUUGCAAGGAACAGAUCGAAUGGAAAAUCAAAUAUCGGAAGUACAAACCGCUAACUCAACCGAAAACAUGCAACAAGUGUAACGAGCGUAAGGUCAAACGGGCCUAUCAUGUGUUGUGCCGAGAUUGUGCUUUGAGCAGUAAAUGCUGCGCCAAGUGCCUGAAGGCAGCCGACGAAGUUAAUAUCAUUCCUCCGGAUCCAACCGACGCGGAAAAGCAAAAGCUGAAGGUAGAAAUGGACCAGCUUAUCAAGUCACUUCCAGAGCGCAAACGAAGAACAUUUUUGCGUUACAUGAACAAGGGUAAGAAAAACGAAAAGAACUCCGAGGCACAGGAAGAUUCAGAUUAUGAAAAUGAAGGAGUAACGGUUAAGGCCAGGAAUAAGAUUGACUAUACGCCCAGGACUCGCGAGGAACUGAUGGAAAAGUUCGAGCAGCUUAAAUUAGCGAACAACGAAGACGAUGAAGGAGAUGAUCUGUUCACCGAUGACGACGGCGAAGAUUAUGAUGAUUUCAGCGAUGAUAGUCUACCGACUUAAUUUUCUGAGCUUAAAGCAAUGGUAUGGUUGCACUUUGCACUUAUUCAAACUUCAGUGAAUUUAUCUACUAUUCAUUUUCAAUCUAUUAAUAAAUAAAA